AUGUAUCAACAUUACAUUGCUCAGAAUGAGCUGAAAAAAAAUUAUAUAAACAAAGAUACUUUAGAAGAAGUAAUUGAUUUAAAUAAUUUUGAAGAUUUUAUCAUUCAGAUUGUCAACUUAUAUAAAUUACAAUCAGAAAGUAAUCUAGAAAAUAUACUGCCAUUUUAUUUUGAAUAUAACAUUGAUAUCUCAAUUUUUAAUAAAUUUGCAAAGGAGGUAGUAACCGAAUUGAUAGAGUGUAUUGAAAAUGUCGAUGAAUUUAAAUAG
Messenger RNA from Racocetra fulgida, 267 nucleotides. Lineage: Eukaryota; Fungi; Glomeromycota; Glomeromycetes; Diversisporales; Gigasporaceae. The record is from the annotation of a GenBank genome assembly.